Staurois parvus is the source of this 333-nucleotide messenger RNA. Lineage: Eukaryota; Metazoa; Chordata; Amphibia; Anura; Ranidae. The record is from the annotation of a GenBank genome assembly.
AUGUGCCACUUUCAGUCUCCUCACACUGCUGGUGGGUUCCUUUUGUCAUACGGACCCGGCCUUCAAUUUAAGGGGCCUCGCUUGCUGCUGACCAGGCCCGUAAUCUGCCAUGGGCCCUAUGUACCGCCUCCUCAUGCUGCUGCCAGGUCCAGAGUGUGUCAUGGUCCCUGUACGGCCUCCCAUUGCUGCUGUCUCCAUCGCCACACUCUGCCAUGUGCCACUUUCAGGUCUCCUCACACUGCUGGUGGGUUCCAUUUUGUCAUAGGGUGCUGCAGGGCCUCCCAUUGCUGCUGUCUCCCAUCGCCACACUCUGCCAUGUGCCACUUUCAGGUC